Molecule: messenger RNA, 2141 nt
Organism: Cucumis sativus (cucumber)
Lineage: Eukaryota; Viridiplantae; Streptophyta; Magnoliopsida; Cucurbitales; Cucurbitaceae
Product: amino acid transporter AVT6A
Exons: 5
Coding region: 297-1658 (453 amino acids)
Biological process (GO): amino acid transmembrane transport
Molecular function (GO): amino acid transmembrane transporter activity
Source: RefSeq, a predicted model, not a curated record
UAAAGUUCCCCGUCUAGGCUUUGGCGAAAUGGUUCGGCAGACCUAUAACGUACAAGAGAAAACCGUUGAAUGGAAGCCAAGGCUGCAGGACCCACUUGCAUUCAACUUGUACAAGUGGGUACACCUCAUUGGCUCCUCCACCUACAACCCGGACGCCACGUCGGUUCCCGCGUUACUCCUCUAUAAUAGUUAUUUUUCUAACACAAGACCACCGGCAACGGCAUAUUUUCCUUCGCCGCGACCCGCCUAAUUUUCUCCAAAUUCCCCGACAAACAUCGUCCAAAUCUCGGGGAGGGAUGACGAUGCUAGUUUCCGCCGACCGCAAGUAUCGGCGGAGCCCUAAAAAGCUCUUACUCCCUGAGAAAUACGACCACCAGGAGCCGGUUGAGGCAGGGUUAGAUGGCGCAUCGUUCUCCGGAGCCGUCUUUAACCUAUCGAGCACCAUUGUCGGCGCCGGAAUCAUGGCUCUUCCAGCUGUCGUGAAACAAUUAGGUCUAAUUCCAGGGUUGAUCUUGAUCAUGCUCGGAUCGACGUUGACAGAGUUGUCAAUUGACUUCAUCCUGAAAUUCUCUCGGGCGUCCAAAUCCGUUACGUACGCCGGUGCCGUCGGGGAAUCUUUUGGCAACGCCGGACGUACCCUCCUGCAGGUUUGCAUCGUGGUCAAUAAUUUGGGUAUGCUCGUCGUCUACAUGAUCAUCAUUGGUGAUGUGUUGUCAGGAACAUCGGCUAAUAACAUCCAUCAUAAGGGUGUAAUGGAAGAAUGGUUUGGUCAACAUUGGUGGACCAGCCGUUUAUCCUUGAUGCUGCUUACGACACUUUUCAUUUUUGCGCCUCUAAUAUCCUUCAAGCGCGUAGAUUCCUUGAGAUACACAUCAGCUUUGUCAGUUGCCUUGGCCAUUGUCUUCGUGGCAAUCACUGCUGGAGUAGCAAUUGCGAAACUGAUGGAUGGAAGUAUUGUAAUGCCACGUCUGAUGCCCAAAGUUGUUGAUCAGGCAUCAUUUUGGCAACUUUUUACUACUGUUCCAGUUCUAGUCACUGCCUAUAUCUGUCACCAUAAUGUUCACCCUAUUGAGAAUGAGCUAAAAGAUCCUACACAGAUGAAGUCAAUAGUUCGAACAUCUCUAACGAUAUGCUCGACAGUGUAUAUUGCGACAAGCUUUUUUGGAUUUCUCCUGUUUGGAGACCAAACUUUGGAUGAUGUUCUUGCUAAUUUUGAUGGAGAUCUUGGACUUCCAUUCAGCUCAUUGCUAGAUGAUGUUGUAAGAGUGAGCUAUGGCAUCCACCUGAUGCUUGUAUUUCCCAUUGUUUUUUUCUCCCUUCGCCUCAAUGUUGAUGGUCUACUCUUUCCCUAUGCCAUACCUAUUACUUUUGACAACCGGCGGUUCUUCUUAAUAACUAUAGCUCUCAUGAGUUUCAUCUUUAUUGGAGCUAACUUUGUUCCCAGCAUCUGGGAUGCCUUUCAGCUCACUGGAGCCACAGCUGCCAUCUCUGUUGGAUUCAUUUUCCCCGCUGCUCUCAUCCUCAGGGAUACUUGUGGAAUUGCAUCAAAGAAAGACAGACUGAUAGCAUGGAUAAUGUUCCUAUUAGCUGUUUUCUCAAGUAUCGUCGCAAUAUCAUGUGAUAUCUACAGUUCUUACGUGAUGGAGAAACACACUUGAUAUAGAAGAAAAAGAAGGAGAAGAUGACGUUAUUCUCAAUACGAACUAUACUGCUAAACGGUCUUGGCUAGAUGUCAUUAUCAGAGCUGCAAAGAAAAGCCAUUUUUUAGAUUUUUUUUCCCAUCAAAAGCCAGUUUGGCUGGGGCCUUGUUUGUAACAACCAUAUAAACAAAGUGUUGAUUGAUAUAUUGUAGGAACACUUGGUAAUUAAAACCACAAGGUGCCGUUGUCUGAGAAAAAUCUUCAUUAGGCCUCACUCUCAUGGCCGUUGGUUGGCCCAAGAUGCACAAAUGCUACUGUCAAGUCCCCUUGAGCACUAAAUUUUCUGGGUCCGGUUGGUGGCAGGUUUUUGUUUUUGGCAUGUUCUUUUGUUUGAUUAAAAGAAAAAAUCUUAAAGGAUGAAAUUGAUUCAAGCAACUUACUAGGAACCACCUUCAAAUAUUUUAUUCAAUAAAAAACACUUAUGCUCGUUGUGUUCUUCCA